UCUGCUCCUGACACCAUGGCCGCCACCACCACCAGCUUCCGUCAGUUCUCCACCUCCGGCUCCCUCAAGGGCCUGGGCUUGCCCACCGGGGGCUUCUCCCGGGUGUCCACGGUCCGCGUGGGGGGCGCCUGCCGGGCCCCCAGCAGCAACAUGUCGGUCACGUCGUCCCGCUUCCUGGCGGGCAUGGGGGGCGGCUACGGCGGGGGCUACUCCUGCAGCCUGGGUGGGGGCUACGGCCCUGGCCACAGCGUGUCGGACGCCCUGCUGGGGGGCGGCGAGAAGGAGACCAUGCAGAACCUCAACGACCGCCUGGCCUCCUACCUGGAGAAGGUGCGCGCCCUGGAGGAGGCCAACGCCGACCUGGAGGUCAAGAUCCGGGACUGGUACAAGAAGCAGGGCCCCGAGCCGACCCGUGACUACAGUCACUACUUCAAGGCCAUCGAGGAGCUCAAGAGCAAGAUCCUGGCCGCCACCAUCGACAACGCCAGCCUGGUGCUGCAGAUCGACAACGCCCGCCUGGCCGCCGACGACUUCCGCACCAAGUACGAGAUGGAGCUGAACCUGCGCAUGAGCGUGGAGGGCGACACCAAUGGCCUGCGCCGGGUGCUGGAUGAGCUGACCCUGGCCCGGGCCGACCUGGAAAUGCAGAUCGAGAACCUGAAGGAGGAGCUGGCCUACCUGAGGAAGAACCACGAGGAGGAGAUGAACGCCCUGCGCGGCCAGGUGGGCGGGGACGUGAGCGUGGAGAUGGACGCCGCCCCGGGCGUGGACCUGAGCCGCAUCCUGAACGAGAUGCGCGACCAGUACGAGAAGAUCGCGGAGAAGAACCGCAAGGACGCCGAGGACUGGUUCUUCACCAAGACGGAGGAGCUGAACCGCGAGGUGGCCACCAACACGGAGGCCCUGCAGAGCCACCGGACGGAGAUCUCCGAGCUGCGCCGCUCCGUGCAGAACCUGGAGAUUGAGCUGCAGUCCCAGCUCAGCAUGAAAGCGUCGCUGGAGGGCAGCCUGGCGGAGACCGAGGCGCGCUACGGGGCGCAGCUGGCCCAGCUGCAGGGGCUCAUCGGCAGCGUCGAGCAGCAGCUGGGCGAGCUGCGCUGCGACAUGGAGCGGCAGAACCACGAGUACCAGGUGCUGCUGGACGUGAAGACGCGGCUGGAGCAGGAGAUCGCCACCUACCGCCGCCUGCUGGAGGGCGAGGACGCCCAGUGA
Messenger RNA from Pipistrellus kuhlii (Kuhl's pipistrelle), 1212 nucleotides. RefSeq names its product keratin, type I cytoskeletal 42. The transcript has 6 exons. NCBI's taxonomy places the organism in Eukaryota, Metazoa, Chordata, Mammalia, Chiroptera, Vespertilionidae. The record is from RefSeq and is a predicted model, not a curated record. Gene Ontology annotation, cellular component: keratin filament. Gene Ontology annotation, molecular function: structural molecule activity. The coding region runs from base 16 to 1212 and encodes 398 amino acids.